CCACGCCACGCCACAAAAGUCGCGACGUCGUUCCUGCGUCAUGGCAGGUGCCCCCGGGCAGGCCUCGAAAAUCUUCGGCCUGGUGGCGACUGGAACGAUGGCGGCGGGAUUUUACUGGUUCGCCAAGCCCCGCUUUGAAGCAAUGUUGCAGCCACCACCGAAGCCUUUGAAACGGUUGUAUCUAGAGGAGGAUUUUUCGGCCAGCUCCAGCUUUAGCGGGCUGCGACCUGGCUGGGUCUUCAAGCUAGAUCAUCGAGGCUUGGGUUACUACAGGGACGUACCUCCAGAGUGAAUUGGUCAUCGACUCCUUCCUGUGACAUCGGCGGGGCGCUUCAAAUUUCUUGGAGGUGAAAUGAGGUGAACGACCUGGGCGCUGCAAGGGAAAGAUCAGGAGAGUGUCGACACAUGCUGAUGAUUUUGCUAAAAGAAAUGGUUAAUAAUGGUGAUUAGCCACUAUCAACAUCUAUUAACCACUGUUAAGAAUCAUUCCUGGCGCUGUUCCAUUCAACAUCCGAGUCCACUUGGACCCGGUGAAGAACCAGGAUACCUUCCGUGAGAGAUGCGCGAUGGACGACGGAUGAGCUGGAUGUGUGGCCGGUGAAGCGGGGAACAUAAAAAA
Molecule: messenger RNA, 619 nt
Organism: Cladocopium goreaui
Lineage: Eukaryota; Dinophyceae; Suessiales; Symbiodiniaceae
Source: the annotation of a GenBank genome assembly